AUGAGCAUUCUAAAAUCUAAUAAACAUGUUUUACGUAAAAAAGUGAAACUUAUUAUUGCACAACUUAAUUCUGAGGAAAGAGAUAGACAAUCGAGAAAAGUAUUUGAAAAGCUAUGUUCUCUACCACAAUUUCAACAAAGUAGAAAAGUUUCAGUAUUUUUAAGUACAGAAUAUGAAAUUAAUACAUUACCUAUAUUAAAGCAUCUUUUUAAAACAAAAAAGGAAGUAUUUGUGCCUACAUAUAAAGGAAAGGAAAUGAAAAUGGUCAAAUUAUUUUCAAUGGAAGAAUACGAAAAUUUGGUAUUGACUAAAUGGAAUAUUAAACAACCAAAAUUUGAUGAAACCAGGGAAAAUGCUUUGGAAAAUGGUAAUUUGGAUUUAAUAAUCCUACCUGGUGUUGCAUUUACUAGAGAUGGGAAACGUUUAGGACAUGGGAUGGGUUACUAUGACUCAUUCUUGAAUGCUUAUGUAAAGGAACAAAAAAAACCAUACUUAAUUGCGGUGGCAUUUAAUGAACAAAUAUGGGAUGACAUACCUAUUUCAGAAAAAGAUGUAUCUGUGGAUCUUGUACUUACAGAAAAAUAAAUAUUUAUUGAUAUA
Molecule: messenger RNA, 600 nt
Organism: Nomia melanderi (Alkali bee)
Lineage: Eukaryota; Metazoa; Arthropoda; Insecta; Hymenoptera; Halictidae
Gene: Mthfs
Product: methenyltetrahydrofolate synthetase
Biological process (GO): folic acid-containing compound biosynthetic process; tetrahydrofolate interconversion
Cellular component (GO): mitochondrion
Molecular function (GO): 5-formyltetrahydrofolate cyclo-ligase activity
Source: RefSeq, a predicted model, not a curated record